AUGAGCAAAGGUUUUGAAAAUCUAAUUAAUGUCUAACCAAAAAGAAUAGUUACACUUGAUGAAAUUACAUAAUAAGAAAUGCUAGGUAAAGGAUAGUUUGGAGUUGUUUAUAGAAUAUUAUAUUAAGGUUAGACAUAUGCAAUGAAACAAAUUGUUAAAUAAACAUUAAUUAGACAUGGUAAAAUAAAUUCAGCUGUUCUAGAACUCAAGAUCAUGUACUAAUUAGAUCAUGAAAACAUUAUGAAACUUAUAACUCAUUUUGAAGAUGAGAAUAAUGUUUAUUUAAUUUUAGAAUAUAUCGAUGGAUCUAAUUUAUAUGACAUUUUAAAAAGGGACACUCGCCUUUAAGAAACAUAUGCCAUACAUUAUUAUAGACAAAUAGUUUCUACUCUUAUUUAUUUACAUUCAAGACCUACACCAAUUUUGCAUAGAGAUAUUAAACCUGAAAAUAUUUUAAUAACAAAAAAUAAUGCAAUAAAAUUGGCUGAUUUUGGUUCUGCUAAUUCUUUAGCAAAAGAUGAAUUAAGAUUUACAUUCGAAGGUACAUAUCUAUUUAUGGCACCUGAAAUAUAUUUAAAUAAAGGAUAUACAUAAUGUGUUGAUAUAUGGAGUUUGGGUGUAUUGUUAUUUGAAAUAUUGGCUGGACAUUCUCCUUUUUUGAAUAAAGAAGAAGAGAAUUCCUUAAUGACUCAUGAGAAAUAGAGUGUAAUUAGGGAAAAUGUUUUAAAUGCUCGUAUUAGAUUUCCAGACACUUUUCCACCAUUAGCUAGAGAUUUAGUAAGAAAGAUCUUGAGAUUAGAACCACAAAGUAGAUUAAGAUUAGAAGAAGUUCUUAAACAUCCAUGGCUUUAAAAUGCUGAGGUUCUUGAAUAAUUGCCAAUAGUAACUAAAAAUCCAUUAGAGGAUCUUAUAUCAUCACAAAUAAUAAAAUUUUAUGAAUAAAGAAAAAAUAUUAAUCAUCAUUUAUUAAGAAUAAGUGAAUUAAAAAAAAGUAUUAAUGAAACUUAAAUCUAAAUAAUGAAAGGAGAAUUAGAGAAAUAAUAAUUGAGUGAAAAAUUAAAGGAAUUAUAAUAAGUUAAUGAUGAUUAAACUUAAUCUCCAAAUUUAAUAAGUCCAGAAAAGAUAGUAAAAAUAGAAGAAAAAUAUAAUAGAUUAAAGAAGGAAAUCAAUCAAUUAUAAAAAGAUAUAAUUUAGAAUGAAAUGUUUAUUCAUAAAAAUGAGAUGUAAUAAUAGAAACUUAAUCAUUAUAAAUCUAAAAUUGAUAAAUAAAAAGAAAUAAUUGAAAGAUUAGAAAGAGAAUUAAUAUUAUUAGAUUAAAAGAAGAAAUAAGAAUAAAUUAAUUAAGAUAAAGAAUUAUAAGAGUUUACUAAAUUAAAUAACAAUAGAAAUAUAGAAUAAUCUACAUCAAAUAAUUCUUAAUAUACAUCAUUAUUAAGGGAAACAAUCGAGAGAUUUAAGGAAUUUAUGAAUUUUUACAGAAAUAUAAAAUAAGAACCUGAAACUGAUUAUGAAUCAUAAGAAGAUUAAUAAUGGAAAAAAGAAUAUUAUGCAAUUAAAAAAUCUUUAUAAGAAGAAUUUAAAUAAGAAUAAAAUUUAUUAAUGAAAUUAGAAAAUGAAAAUCAAUAACUUAAAAUUAAAUUAGGAUAAAUAGAAGCAUAAGAAUAAUAAGUUUAAAAAGCUGAAUAAAUUGUUUCUAAUUUAAAAUAUGGAUGUGAUUUAAAAUAAGAUAGAAUUGAAGAAUUAAAAAAAUAAAAAUAAGAAUAUAUGUCUAAGAUAGAAUAUUGCAAUAGAUUUAUUGAAUAUAAUAAAAGUUCAUUAUGA
This is a messenger RNA of Paramecium pentaurelia, 1821 nucleotides long. The record is from the annotation of a GenBank genome assembly. NCBI's taxonomy places the organism in Eukaryota, Ciliophora, Oligohymenophorea, Peniculida, Parameciidae.